CCAAGUCCAUGUGUUAGAGAUCCCAAUGACCCAGCGAAUUAUACCGGUAAAACUUUAUCAGACGAACAAAAGCUUGAGCUUCUAACCGUAAAGUUUAGCUUUCCUCACGGAUUCAAGUUUCCGACAACAGCCGGAAGGCGUUUCCAACUAUCAUGGAUGGAGAAGCGGCCAUGGCUGCGUUACAGCAUUAGAAAUGACACAGCUCACUGUAUCUAUUGUAUAUGUUUUUCCAACAAUACUGUUCCAAAUGAAUCGCCAUUUAUCUCAAAAGGCUUCAAAAACUGGAAGAAAGCAGGUGAUGAGCGCCUUGACACCCAUGCGCGCAGUGAAGAACACCAACUUUCAGAGGAAAAGAUGACUAACUUCCUUAAGACACGCCGCCCAGGCAAUGACGUCAGUGCAAGACUACAAAGACAGGCAGCCGAGCAACAGCAUCGCACAAUGAAAGGCGUCGUGUCUAUUAUUGAUGUAGUCAUUGCAUUAGGACAGAGGGGCAUUCCAUUAAGAGGCAAUUGGGAUCCCUCUAAAAGAAAUGAAGAUGGGAAUUUCUCCUUCUUUGUUGACUGGAAAUCCAAAUAUGAUCCAGAACUCAAAGACCAUUUGGAUCAUGCUUCCGGUAAUGCUAAGUACACGUCUCCGAGGAUUCAGAACGAAAUAAUCAAUUUGUGCGACACUUUCAUUAGAAACCGUGUCCGAGCAUCAAUACCAAAGUAUUGGAGUGUAAUGGCCGACGAAACGCAAGAUUGUUCUACAACUGAACAACUCAGUAUAUGUGUGCGAUAUCUGAGCAGUAAAAAUGAAGUUUGUGAAGAAUUUAUUGGAUUCGUAAGGCUUGAAAAAUUGGAUGCCCAGACCAUUGUGGAUACCUUGUUACACGCACUACAAGAAUGGGGCUUUAAUAUGUCCGGCCUAGUUGGCCAAGGAUAUGAUGGAGCAAGCGUCAUGAGUUCAAGUAGGAAUGGGGCAUAG
Messenger RNA from Porites lobata, 969 nucleotides. The record is from the annotation of a GenBank genome assembly. NCBI's taxonomy places the organism in Eukaryota, Metazoa, Cnidaria, Anthozoa, Scleractinia, Poritidae.